AUGGAGAUAUUGGUGAAGCGCUGUCUAGGAGUUCUAGGAGAAUUGAUUGCCGAGUUCGGACUGAAGUUGAACGUGGUUUCCGCGCCUUUGGAGAGAAACAGGGCAGACGCACUGACCAGGGUGAAAAGGGUGUGGUUGGAGGAACCGGAGGAGGCCCGGAAAGGGAUCGCUGCGGCAUGUCGGUUGGAUGACUCCGAACUGAAGAGACUACAUUCUAUGCAUCACUUGGGUGUGGACAGGACCCUAUAUCUCUCGAAAAAAGUGGUCAGGAGCUGCGACAGGUGUCAGUCCAUUGACCCUACUCCGUGUGGGCAUGAGCAAGGAAAUCUUUUGGUGGAGCGCAACUGGAAAUGUCUAGUUGUGGAUGUGAUGCACUACCAUCAGAGAAUGUAUCUCUCCAUGGUCAACUGUGGGCCGGGCCGGCUGGCCAUUUGGAGGGAGUUGAGAACGGGCAUUGCUGACAAGAUUGCGCAGAUUUUGAACGGGAUAUUUUUAGAGAGGGGUCCUGUGGAAGAACUGCUAAUGGACAACGGGGCGGUGUUUCAUUCAGAAGCAUUGAGGGAUAUGCUCAACUGGUGGAAUGUGCGUUGCUUGUUCAGAGCAGCGUAUAGGCCGAGUGGUAACGGGAUCGUAGAGAGGCACCAUUGGACAGUCAAGUCCAUAGCGGAAAGAGGGCACAUUUCACCAUUGGAAGCAGUUUUCUGGUACAACAUGUCUCCCCGAUCUGGACAAGCUGAAGAAUCUGUGCCACACAGAGCAGUAUUUAAAUAUGAAUGGAGGCAUCUUAGUAAAGCGCUGGAGGGCUACGAGGAAGAGAAGGGACCCGCUUGCAUGAAAAUAGGGGAGGAAGUCUGA
Octopus sinensis (East Asian common octopus) is the source of this 855-nucleotide messenger RNA. RefSeq lists its product as uncharacterized. NCBI's taxonomy places the organism in Eukaryota, Metazoa, Mollusca, Cephalopoda, Octopoda, Octopodidae. Gene Ontology annotation, biological process: DNA integration. The record is from RefSeq and is a predicted model, not a curated record. Gene Ontology annotation, molecular function: nucleic acid binding. The transcript has a single exon. The coding region runs from base 1 to 855 and encodes 284 amino acids.